AUGAGCUCCCGAGCAUUGAAAUUGCCCCGAACGGCAAAAUCCUCUUUGGUGAAGCAAAAUGUCGCUCGCCCUCGUGACUCUGCUACGGCGCGACCGGCUCAGGUGCUAAACGUCCGAGCCCAGCAAGUCGCCGAGUUCUCGGGCAGCAGCGACAGCCAAGAUCGCUUAGGCCACCGGGCAAAGGAGAAGUUGCUCGAUAGGGAAUUCUUCCUCAGUCUUUUAAACUCCGCCUCAACUAAGCGCGAAGCUAAGUCGUACCUAGCCCGGCUAAAAGCCAGCCCCGCCAAACCAAACCAAGUAGCUUUAUCCGAGCCCCCGAAAGAGUCUACAUCUACUUCUUUGCCCUCCGGUGUCAACUUGGGUUCAUUCUAUGGUGCAUCCAGGGCGGUUUACGAUAGUCCUGUCUUCCGGCAAGAUACAACUCCUACUCCGAAAGCGCAGGACAUAUCAGAGAGGUUACACUUGGCCCUGAUCAAAAUCACCACGCCACAAACACUCGAUGAUUUCGUUAUCGAUGGAGUGGCCAAGACCCUAUCACAGCUCACUCGAUUGGGCAUGGCAUGCUGCGUGGUGGUCGAUCCCGGAAAGUUGGAUGGAACUGCCGUGCGACAAACGGCCAUUGAGCAGGCAAAUCGGAUAUCGGCGGCAGUCGAUGCGCAGCCCGACUCGAAAUCUUUCACAUUAGAUUCAGCUUUGUCUAUAUCUAAGCAGCGCUCGGGUCAACUCACGGUGCUAUCAAGGGAAGUGCUAUUGAGUGCCCUUCGCCGUGGCCAUGUGGUGCUUAUUCCGCCCAUUGCUUAUACGGAGGACACUCCGCGAGCAGUUCCGGUCUCGGCCAAUGACGCAGCCAUCGCUUUGGUCAAAGAGUUUGCGGGAUUAUCCACAAACCCAGACCCUGACGAAGACCCCCUAAUCACCUUUGAGAGGAUCGAUGCUCUACAAAAAGAGGUCUCGGUUGACCGUGUCAUUGUUCUUGAUGCUCUUGGGGGGAUUCCGGCUUUCAAGGGUCCUCAGUCGUCCCACGUGUUUAUCAAUAUGGAGCAAGAAUUCGAGCAAAUUAAAGAUGAGCUGUCACUGGCACGGCAAACCGUUUCUGGAAACAGGAACGAUAUCACACCACAGGUAAAACCUGAAUCCAGCCACCGAAUGUCUGAUAGCAUUCCUCUCAAAAAGUGCCGAGCAAAUGGCGACAGUCCUGGAUGGCCAUCUAGACAACCUUCGACUAGCACAACAAGCUCUGACCAUGCUACCAUCAACCUCUUCAGGCAUCAUCACUUCCCCCAAGAGGUCUCUUACUCAGCUCGCACACCCCAAGCGGCCGUUUCAGACGUGUCAGCCGUCGGAACCCGUCGUCAACGCAACCCACUAAUCCACCACCUCCUCACCGACAAGCCUCUCCUUUCGUCCUCUCUACCUCCAGGUCGGCGCGGUGCUUCCAAUGGCGGCAUAUCCAGCGCACUCAGCCCCCUCACAACCCACACGACCUUUGUGAAGCGCGGUAUGCCUCUCACAAUCCUCCCAAACCCCUGGAAACAACCCUGGGCAGCCCACGUCCAGCCACGCCUCGGACUAAACGACCCCAGCAUCGACCUCCCCCGCCUAGUCCACCUAAUAGAAGACUCUUUCGACCGCAAACUCGACGUACAAAACUACCUCGACCGAGUGAACGAUCGCAUCGCCGGCGUCAUCGUCGCGGGCGAGUACGAAGGCGGUGCCAUCCUGACCUGGGAGACGCCGCCAGGUGUUCCGGACGACGGCAGCGAAGCCAGUGUCGCCCGCAUGGUACCAUAUCUGGACAAAUUUGCCGUACUCAAGCGGAGCCAGGGUGCGGGUGGUGUUGCGGACGUCGUGUUCAACGCGAUGGUGCGCACUUGUUUCCCUAACGGGGUCUGCUGGCGUAGUCGCAUGGACAACCCUGUUAAUAAGUGGUAUUUUGAACGCUCGGCGGGGACUUGGAAGUUGGCUGAUAGUAACUGGACCAUGUUUUGGACGACGCCGGGGCUGGUGGAGAAUCCCCAGCGCUUCCGGGAUUAUGAGGGUGUUUGUCGGGCUAUUCAGCCUAGCUGGGCGGAUAACAAGAGUGUCAUUGACUGA
This is a messenger RNA of Penicillium bovifimosum, 2094 nucleotides long. RefSeq names its product acetyl-CoA:L-glutamate N-acetyltransferase (gene arg2). Bases 1 to 2094 code for a protein of 697 amino acids. Lineage: Eukaryota; Fungi; Ascomycota; Eurotiomycetes; Eurotiales; Aspergillaceae. Gene Ontology annotation, cellular component: mitochondrial matrix. Gene Ontology annotation, molecular function: L-glutamate N-acetyltransferase activity, acting on acetyl-CoA as donor; arginine binding. The record is from RefSeq and is a predicted model, not a curated record. The transcript has 4 exons. Gene Ontology annotation, biological process: L-arginine biosynthetic process.